Aspergillus sclerotioniger CBS 115572 is the source of this 2125-nucleotide messenger RNA. Its product is annotated as CocE/NonD family hydrolase. Gene Ontology annotation, molecular function: dipeptidyl-peptidase activity. Bases 254 to 2059 code for a protein of 601 amino acids. NCBI's taxonomy places the organism in Eukaryota, Fungi, Ascomycota, Eurotiomycetes, Eurotiales, Aspergillaceae. The transcript has 3 exons. The record is from RefSeq and is a predicted model, not a curated record.
CCCCGUUAUUCGCGCAUGGGCCACCUGAUCCAGAAGGGUUGUCCACCCUUCUUGCCGUGGGGUUUGGCGUGAUCCAGUCCUCGGCUCAACCACUUCGGCUCCACGUCGGAGCAUGCAAGGGAACGGGUGAAUGCACAUCACCGUGAGGGGUACCAGAUGACUAUUUAUCACACGCGCAAUUGAAACAUUCGUUCAUCAUUCCUACUUGCUGAAGUCAUCGUUCACUGUGUUUUUGGUUGGUCUGUUAGCCAUCAUGCCGAAUCCCAUCCGCGAAGACAUCGCCGUCCGGGAUGAUACAUCCUUCCCCUACAUCUUUGAACAGAAUGUCACCAUUGCUCUGAAAGAUGAGUCCGGUCUCGUCCGAUGCAAUAUCUACCGGCCCAAGGAGCUAGAAAAAGCCCCUGUCCUUGUUACCUAUGGCCCGUACGGCAAAGACAUCCCUUACUCAGACUUUCACCCCAAGUCGUUUAGCGAAGUCAACCAGGAGCAUCACUCCGACCAUUCAGCCUGGGAGACUCCUGAUCCUGGGUUCUGGACCAAACAUGGAUAUGCCAUUGUUCGGGCGGACGAAAGAGGGACUGGCCAGUCUCGCGGCAAGCUGGACACCAUGUCCCGUGAAACGAGCGAGGCUUUCUUCGAUGUGGUCGAAUGGGUGGCCGAGCAGCCAUGGUCCACCGGCAAGGUAGGAUUGUUGGGGAUCAGUUACUAUGCUGGCAGUCAGUGGAGAGUCAGCGCACGGCAGCCCAAGGGACUGUCGUGUAUCAUCCCGUGGGAGGGCAUGUCCGACUACUACCGGGAUCGAUGCCGACACGGGGGGAUCCUGUCAAACGCUUUCAUCAAAUUCUGGUGGGACCGCCAAGUGGUCUCGAAUCAGUACGGGCUUCCCGGUCGUGCCGCUCGCAACUGGGGUCCUGACACUAUUGAAGGUGACCUUUCUGAAGAAGAGUUGCAGGCCAAUCGCCAGGACCAGACAGUCGAUAACGUGAACAACAAUUUCCGGGAUGACGAGUAUUAUGCUAGCAAGGAGUACACCAUGUCCGACAUUCAGGUGCCUCUUCUUUCUGUAGCUAACUGGGGCGGCAUUCUACUGCAUCUUCGCGGAAAUGUGGAAGGCUGGACCCAGGCGGGCAGCGAACUGAAGUAUCUGCGGUUUAUCACCGGUCGCCAUGACCUGCCUUUCUACUACAACGAGGAGGUUGAAAUCCAACGCAGCUUCCUGGAUGCCUUUCUCAAGGGCGAUGAUCGCGUGGGGUGGUCGACCGGCACGGCUCCGAAGGUUGAUCUGGUGCUCCGCAGGGGAGACGUUGGAUUCAACAAUGCCGAGGCGGAGAAAGGAUUUCCUCGCCGCAUUGAAAAUGAAUGGCCUAUUGCUCGCACCCAGUACACACGAUACUAUCUGACCUCAAAGCAAGAACUGGUUACUGCUGCACAGCAGGAGCGCCCGGUCAAAAUCACAUACCGUGCUCUGGGCAAUAUGCAGAAUUCCCAGCUGGUGCAGUUCACCACUCCGCCAUUUGAGCAGGAGACAGAGAUUACCGGACACAUUGUUGCACAUCUCAAUGUGUCGAUGAGCUCUGAGCCAGGCUCGCCUACUCCCAAAGACAUCGACUUGUUCCUAACGCUGCGGUAUAUUUCGCCCGAGGGCAAGGAGGUGUUUUACACCGGCACGGCUGGCGAUCCGGUACCUCUCUGCAAGGGCUGGCAGCGUGUCAGUUUGCGCAAGACGAACCCAGAGCACCCUCGUCACCGGGACUGGCUUCCAUAUCGUAAUUAUUACUCCACAGACGUGCUCCCGGUUGUUCCUGGCGAGGUGUACCCGGUUGAUGUGGAGGUGUGGCCGACGAACGUGGUGGUCGAAAAGGGAGGGAAGAUCAUCCUGGAGGUGUCAUCGGGCGAUACCCAAGGGUGCGGAAUCUUCCAGCACAAUUCCCCUGAGGAUCGUUCCCCGGAGCGAUUCCAAGGCCUCAACCAUAUCAACUUUGGCCACGGCGACAAUUAUGUCACGUUGCCGGUUAUCCCAUCGAGGGGAUGGUUGGAGGAACUCCGCAUGAGCAGGUAGAUUAGUGUCAAGCUUACUCGGUAGAUGUGGUAGAUUAGCAAUCAGAAUCAAGUCCCAGAAUGCGUG